AUGACGGACGGAGAUGGCCUCCUCGCGGGCCUCUCGUCGCACCUGCUGCGAGCUGAGCUACUCCGGAGACAGGAAAAUGACCGACCGGUUUGCGGAACGAAGGGCGGCAAAGGCUCAUACAACACACCCCUUCAUGUCUUCGCCUUGGUCCUUAUACUCUCUCUGAGCACUGCAGCUUGCUCCUUCCCCAUCGUCGUCAGGCGCUUUCCUAGCAUACAUGUACCACACCAAUUCCUCUUCAUAUCACGGCACUUUGGCACAGGCGUCCUUAUAGCGACAGCCUUCGUUCACCUUCUCCCCACCGCCUUCGAGUCUCUCACCGACCCAUGCCUCCCUCACUUUUGGAACACAGGCUACCCGGCCAUGCCUGGCUUCAUAGCAAUGACGUCGGUCUUUGUCGUAGUCGGUAUUGAGAUGUUCUUCGCAUCGAAAGGAGCUGGUCACUCCCAUUCGACCGACUACGAGAGUCUUGGUCGCGAAGAUCACCAAGCACACACGCAUCCUGGCCACAAGAGGAGAAACAGCUAUGGACGCUACAGUUCCGGUUCGCGCAGGAUUCCUUCUAUCGUCUUGCACGACGUAGAGGCCUCUGAGAACUUGAUCGCAGGAAGAUCGCCUUCGUUCUCGCUUGCCUCUCCCAUGACGCCAGAUACGCCGAACAACCACGCAGCUCGCGAUAGUUUGGACGAUGGCGACGACUCUGAUCUCGAUAUCAGUCGAGAAGAGCUGGGCCCGCGAGGAUUUGACGAUUCUGAAGAUGGAGCUCGCCUACUUUCGCAACCCAAUGGUCGCAAAGAAGCGCAUGCUGCUCGUGAUGAUACCCUAGAAACCUCCGAGAAGACCGAGGCACAGAACAAAAAACAACUCCUGCAGUGUUUGCUGCUCGAGGCAGGUAUCUUAUUUCAUAGUGUCUUCAUUGGUAUGGCGUUGUCCGUGGCGACAGGGACAUCGUUCAUCGUAUUACUGGUGGCUAUCUCUUUUCAUCAGACAUUCGAGGGAUUUGCGCUUGGAUCACGCAUCAGCGCUAUUCGCUUCCCUGAAGGUUCUCCAAAGCCGUGGUUCAUGGCUCUGGCCUACGGAACCACCACGCCGAUUGGACAGGCCAUCGGACUGGCAAUUCACACUCUGUACGAUCCCGCCAGCGAAACUGGCUUACUGACCGUGGGCUUUAUGAACGCCAUCUCAAGCGGACUUCUCCUCUUCGCUGGUCUAGUGGAGCUCCUUGCAGAAGAUUUCUUGAGCGACGAGAGCUACGUCACAUUACAAGGGAAACGGCGGUUACAAGCAUGUGCCAGCGUUGUGGGUGGAGCGCUCUUGAUGGCAUUGGUCGGCGCAUGGGCAUAG
Molecule: messenger RNA, 1344 nt
Organism: Dothidotthia symphoricarpi CBS 119687
Lineage: Eukaryota; Fungi; Ascomycota; Dothideomycetes; Pleosporales; Dothidotthiaceae
Product: Zinc/iron permease
Exons: 3
Coding region: 1-1344 (447 amino acids)
Biological process (GO): zinc ion transmembrane transport
Cellular component (GO): plasma membrane
Molecular function (GO): zinc ion transmembrane transporter activity
Source: RefSeq, a predicted model, not a curated record